Aspergillus niger is the source of this 552-nucleotide messenger RNA. RefSeq lists its product as uncharacterized. NCBI's taxonomy places the organism in Eukaryota, Fungi, Ascomycota, Eurotiomycetes, Eurotiales, Aspergillaceae. The transcript has 4 exons. The record is from RefSeq and is a predicted model, not a curated record. Bases 1 to 552 code for a protein of 183 amino acids.
AUGUUGAAGUACAUAGGGACCUCUUAUCAAAUGCCCAUAGAAGUAUCAUCUGAGGUGAUUGCUAUCGUGCCACCUGGCCACCCAAUCACUUUUAUACUCCAAAUGCGCGAUUUACGUUUUUACACUUAUGUGACUUGGCGAAGUUCGUCGCUGCGUUGCUGGACGAGGACAACAAGGGGCCGGAAAAUAAGUGCCUUCGCCGGUGAUCAGAUUACAUUCAAUGAAAUGGUUGAUAUGGCGGAGAGACCGAUGUGCCAGAAGUGGGAGGCUACAUAUGAGCCUAUCAACCGAUUGGCGACGAAAGAGGUCAUUGUGUUUGAGCAGCCAGAGGGCUCGUACAAUUUCGGAGAGGAGCUUCGAGAAGCAACGGCCGAGAUUGGUCCUACGGUGCUUGUUAAAAUCAUGGAUGCACGCGUAGACGGCUUACAAAACAUGGACUUUCCAAAUGUCAAGCCGGUGACAGUUGAAUCAAACGAGAGCUGGGGAAAAAGGCAUGAAUCUGCCGCUUUAAGGAUUUUGAAUCGAGGUGUUCACGGUUUCCUGACUCGUUGA